GUAGUGGAGGAGGCUGUAGCUAACGGUAACCGGACUGAGCGGCUCAGACGGAUCGUGCAGCUGUAGGGUAGCUAGCGCUAGCUUCAUAAACAGCCAGCGCCUUGUUUAAUAUCCCUACAUAUAAACAAUACAGUUAGUUAGCUAGCUAGCUAAACUGGCGUGCUAGAAACCUGACGGUAAGAUUAGUUAGCUAGCUGCCUGGUGCGGCCCAGAGGUGCAGGAACAUCGGCAGCCCUGUUGAGCUGCUUUACGGAGAGAAUGACUUGCAUGUGACCAUUAACAAUAUGAGGCUGAGAAUGCGCAAGGCAUCUCAGCGGCCGAACACCACUGACGCCUCCCGGCCGGCCCGGAACAAACGCAGACACCCAGGCGAGGAGGAGUGUGCAGUCCAAGGAAAAGGCCUUCUGUCCACCAUCAAGAAAUUCAUCCACAGUGAUGCCUUAAAGGUGGAGAAUCCAGCCAAGCGGACACGUCUGACCUGUGACCUCAUCACUUCCACCCCCCAGAGUACCAUCCCACCCAAAAAGGGCAUCACCCGCGUCAGCAGGAGGUGCUCCAUCAACGGCGAAGCCAGGAACCAUGACACGAGUAAGCCGGCAAAGUCUAAUGGGAAGUUUGAGGAGUCUGAGGAUGUGAUGAGCAGCCCUCCACGCACCACCCUGCUGGGGACUAUCUUCUCACCUGUCUUCAACUAUUUCUCACCAGCAAACAAAAUCAUGUCUUGUUCGGACUCACCGGACCAAGCCAUAGAGGCGGAGGAGAUAGUGAAGCAGCUAGAUAUGGAGCAGGUGGAGGAAACCAGCACUGCCACUUGUGCGCCGCUGUGCCCUAGCACCAUGCCUCCUGCAGCUAUAAGACUCUCAUCUCCUAUCCACACUCAAACACAGGAGGAAGAGGUGGACGAUGAAGUGGUCCAUGCUGAUCUACCGCCCCUCACAGCCCCUGGCUCUCCUCCAACUGCUGGGUAUGUGGAGGUCCCUGCCAGUAUUCCUAUUGAUCCAUCAUGUGAAGAGGACUGGGAAGUGUUUGACCCGUAUUUCUUCAUCAAACAUGUACCUCCACUAACUGAGGAGCAGCUAACCCGCAAACCUGCUCUCCCAUUAAAGACGCGCAGUACACCAGAGUUCUCCCUCGUCCUCGAUCUGGACGAAACUCUAGUCCAUUGUAGCUUGAAUGAGCUGGAAGAUGCAGCACUGACAUUUCCUGUCCUUUUCCAAGAUGUAAUAUACCAGGUUUAUGUACGGUUGAGGCCGUUCUUCAGAGAAUUUCUCGAGCGCAUGUCUCAAAUUUAUGAGAUCAUUCUUUUUACUGCCUCAAAGAAAGUUUACGCAGAUAAGUUGCUAAACAUUCUCGAUCCGAAGAAACAGUUGGUCAGGCAUAGGUUAUUUCGGGAACAUUGUGUCUGUGUACAGGGGAACUACAUCAAGGAUCUAAGUAUUCUUGGGAGAGAUCUGUCAAAGACCAUCAUUAUUGACAACUCACCGCAAGCCUUUGCUUAUCAGCUGUCCAAUGGGAUCCCAAUUGAGAGCUGGUUCGUGGACAGAAACGACAGCGAACUUCUCAAGCUGGUUCCUUUUCUGGAGAAGCUGGUAGAGUUGAAUGAGGAUGUGCGGCCACACGUCCGUGAACGCUUUCGUCUGCAUGACUUGCUGCCUCCUGACUGAGGAACGAGUGUUGAAUUCUGAGCUAGAAGAAGUAAUAAGGACAGAGAAGGAAAACCAGACAAACCCUUAUUAAAAAUGUCAUUAUUAUUAUUAUUGUCCCCCCCCCAACCCCCACCUGCUUCUUCAGCCAUACCAGGAAAAAAAGAGAUUCUGAAGCAUCAUCUGAAAAUACUUUAGGAAUAGAUGUCUAAAUGUAACUACUUUUAAAUAUCAAAGACCAAGAACUCUCCUCCCUUCACCACUAGGAGCGUUGUUUUGAUCUGUUUUGUGAGGUUGGAGUUUGAAUGGUAAUUUCUUCAUUCAUUUCAUCCCAUUUUUAGUGACUGUGCAAAACGUAGCUGAGAAAAGGAGGGUUCCCUUCUGUUUUAUUUGGUGCUCCAACAAAACUAUUUAACAGGCUUAGGCUACAGACCAAUUUAAAAAAGAAUGGCCAGGAAAAAAAAGGAAAAAAUUAUUUGCGUGUGGGUGAUGGUGGAGAUUAUUUCCAUGAGCUUGUUUUAAAUGUACCCCUCUGCCUAUACUCAUUAUGCAUUCCUCAGCAUUGUCAUCGCUUUUCUAUAUGUUUACCUGAUCAGUGAUUUUUGAUUUUAGUGAUACUUAUUUUUUAUAGCUUCACUUCUGUCUGACAGAAUGUGUUACAUUCUCAAAGAACUGAUAUAUGUUUUGGCAGAAAUAUUGGAGAAACAGGUUGUAUUUAAAAUGUGUCUCGUGUAUAAUUGGAUUUGAGUUUCUAAGUGGACAAUUUAGUGUUAAUCUGGCAGUCCAGUUUAAAUGAUUUUACUUAUUUCUACAUCUUUUUUCUACAACUUUUCAAGAUGUCUCAAAGUCCAGUUGUGAUCAAGAACUCCAGCCAAACGCUGUCUCGCUUUUAACCUUUUUAUAAUUUUUUUACUCUGGUUUGUCUCGCUGUCACAAGUUUUCAUAUCAAGCCUUUUUUUAAUAGAUAUCUAUUUUUUUAAACUCCGUGUUCAUUGCCCGUUGUGUUUUAGUAUUAAAUUGCGACGUGUUUUAUUGUAAAAGUGGAGCCGAUGUAGCAUGGUUCAUGUCGUGCAAGUCUAGUCAUUCACACAGAAAAGCAUAUUAGACGAUGGCUGGAAGCCUGUGAUUGCCUGGUUUGUAGCACCAGCAGAUGAGCAGCAAGAUUUAUAUCUGUGGUUGAAGUUUCUCUCGCCUGUAGUGCUGUUUUUGUUUCUUCUGUUUUUCUGCUAUUCGUGGUAUUAAAUGCAGUAAGGGGUCUUUAACAUGAAUGUGUGUUUCUCAUGAAAAGACUCAAGUGAAUGAUCUUGAUAAUGGUAUUUCACUUUUUCCUCCCUCUUCUUCUCCUUCUUUCCUUAAAGUUCUGUCAACUCUGUAUUUUAAUGUGUGUAAAACAAGUUCUAGGAAGAAAGACACCUUCAGUUCACCUGUCAUCAUGAUGGUUGUUCUACGUAAUUCCCUUUUAUCAUACCUUUGCCUUUUCGGUUCUACUUUUUUGUUUUGUUAUUGUGGACAAUGGGGAAAAAAUGUGUAUGGAAAUUGUUAUUUUGCCUGUGGUGCCAUAAAGCCCUUUUAAGACUUUUAAAUGUAUGUACCACUCUUUUAAGAUUUAAAGGAAUAGCUCAAACAAAAUGCUAAUAUGACAGAUGAUUAAUUAAGGCUAAUGGCAAUUGUUACUUUACAGUUAUAAGCACCAUGCUAGCUAAUCAUUUCUAUACAUUGUCAUUCACUUUUGUCAAUAUUAGCAUUUUGGAAUGAAUUAUCCCGUAAGUAAGCCCCAGUCAGGAAGAUGAUCUCCUUGGUUUGUUAACAGAGACUUUAAUCAAAUCUGAAUCCAGCCUAAUCUCUCUUUAAUUGAAUAGUAAUGACCCUGGUAAAAAAUAUAUGUACAUAGAUCCAGGUCCAUAGAUUUUUAUCAAAAGUUUUAAGUAUAAAAUUUCAGUUGAAACACCCCUACAAGUCAAAAUUCCUACUCAGUGUUUUUCAUACAUAUACUAAUCUCAUCACUCAAACCAUUUCAAACCUUUUUUUUUUUUUUUUGGACUCUGUUGACUUCUUGACUGGGGCUUUGCUAGACCAUUUACUUGAGAAUCAUAAAGUAAUCAAGAACCUGCUGGGACAGUGGUUCUCAAACCAUUCCAACAUGUGUCCAUAAGUCAACACAUGCACAAGCUCUGUCCUAGCUAAAGUGGACUAUAUACUGUCCGGGAGCAGUUUUAAAAACCACUGUUCUAGCAAACCAGCCAAGGUAUAAAGCUAUAGUUUAUCUGCUUUUCUGUGAAACACAAGGCCUUCUGAGUGACCUUUUGUAAAAAAUAUGCUUCUGUAAAUGUGUGCUAGCAAAAGAAGUGUCUGUACCCUUUACAAAUUGUAUUGUUUAAAAUUGUACCAAUAAUUGUAAAGCAAUGGAGGGACGAGGAGGGGUGUAAAAACCAGUGCUGUGAUCCCAAGGAUCCUGCUCUUUUGACACAAGCUUGUACUAUUCUUUCUCUUAGAAAGGGUUCACAAGCACAAUUACUUUUACAAGCAAAGGAGUGAAUCAGUUACAUAUAGUGUGGAAAUGGUUAUAUGUAUAUUCUAACACUGCACUGCACAUGACAGUAGCAGCUCUAACAGAUGUCAUGGCCCUGCAGUCAUGCUGGAAGUGUACGUUUUGAUUUAUGCAAAGCUCAGCUAGUGUCCGAUGGCUCCCAAAAUGUAAGGGGUUUGCAGUGAUGUACCAGCGUGUGUACUUCCUCAAGAACAGAGACUUAUUUUCUACAAUUGUCAGAGCUGUAGCAUUUUAUGCACAAAAGGGUGGUUUAGACAUUUUCAUAUGUGCAAGUUCAUUCAAAUGUACGUGACCAUUUUUAUUGUACAAACAAGUAUUGUACUGAAUAUACAUGCAGCUUCAUGUAAGAUCCUUAAAGUAAGGAGACUCCUUUUGUAUUUUUUGAUUUGAAAAGGCAUGUCAUAUCUACUUUUUAAAUGUAUUAAUGAAGAUUUAACUUUACAUCAAA
Messenger RNA from Astyanax mexicanus (Mexican tetra), 4639 nucleotides. It is a transcript of the gene ctdspl2b, whose product is annotated as CTD (carboxy-terminal domain, RNA polymerase II, polypeptide A) small phosphatase like 2b. The transcript is spliced from 13 exons. Gene Ontology annotation, molecular function: phosphoprotein phosphatase activity. The record is from RefSeq and is a predicted model, not a curated record. NCBI's taxonomy places the organism in Eukaryota, Metazoa, Chordata, Actinopteri, Characiformes, Acestrorhamphidae. The coding region runs from base 285 to 1664 and encodes 459 amino acids.